GUGGACCUUCACACUCAUGGCGUUCCUCUCUACCUUCUUCUCUCGCAUCGCUUCCAAACCCCACCUCCGCCGACCUUUCCGCGCCUCUCUCCCUCCCGGUCCCACCCAACCCCCGCGAUCGGGUGCCUCCGGGGACCGCCUCCUCGCCUGGUCGCGCGGUCUCGUACCAUUCGCCGUCGCCGCCGGCGCUGCCCUCGCUUUCGAUCUCCAUCCUGUUGCCGUCCCCUCCUUCUGCGACCCAGGCAUCGAUCUCCGGGUUGGAGGGAAGGAUAGCACCGAAUUAGUGGUGAAGGGUGCUCGUCGGGAGGCGCCCGAGGAGUUCAUCCAAGAGCUAAAAGAUUUUCUUCAAGAUAACCUGACAGUGGACUAUGAAGAACGGCGUUUUCAUGGGGAGCCGCAGAACAGCUUCCACAGAUCUGUGAAUGUUCCUGAUGUGGUCGUUUUCCCAGGAUCACAGGAUGAUGUACAGAAAAUUGUUGCAGCAUGUAAUAAGUACAAGGUUCCUAUAGUACCAUAUGGAGGAGCUACUUCAAUUGAGGGCCACACUUUAGCCCCACAUGGAGGUGUAUGCAUUGAUAUGUCACUGAUGAAAAAAAUUAAGUCUCUAAAUGUUGAGGACUUGGAUAUAGUUGUUGAGCCAGGGAUUGGAUGGAUUGAACUGAAUGAGUAUUUGAAGCCUUACGGCCUUUUCUUCCCACUUGACCCAGGUCCUGGGGCUACUAUAGGAGGCAUGUGUGCUACUCGUUGCUCUGGCUCUUUAGCUGUAAGGUAUGGAACAAUGCGAGACAAUGUCAUCAAUCUUCAGGUUGUUCUAGCAAAUGGUGAGAUCAUCAAGACUGGUUCACGAGCUCGGAAGAGUGCUGCUGGAUAUGAUUUGACUCGCUUGUUGAUUGGAAGUGAAGGCACUCUAGGUAUAAUUACAGAAGUUACAUUGCGUCUUCAAAGACUUCCUCAGCAUUCAGUGGUAGCUAUGUGCAAUUUUCAAACGAUAAAGGAUGCUGCUGAUGUUGCCAUAGCCACAAUGCUUUCCGGUAUACAGGUCUCAAGGGUGGAGCUCUUGGAUGAGGUUCAAGUAAAGGCAAUUAACAUAGCAAAUGGGAAAAACUUACCUGAAGCUCCCACCUUAAUGUUUGAAUUUAUAGGCACAGAAGCAUAUGCACGGGAGCAGACGUUGAUUGUUCAGAAGAUUGUUUCGGAACAUAAUGGAUCUGAUUUUGUUUAUGUGGAAAAUGCCAUUGAUAAAGAGGAACUCUGGAAGAUAAGAAAGGAGGCGCUUUGGGCUUGCUUUGCAAUGGCACCUAAUAAUUAUGAAGCAAUGACCACGGAUGUCUGUGUUCCUUUAUCAAGGUUGGCAGAAUGUAUAUCAAAAUCUAAGCAAGAGCUUGAUGCAUCAUCACUAUUGUGCACGGUCAUAGCUCACGCAGGUGAUGGAAACUUCCACACAAUUAUUAUGUUUGAUCCAGAACAAGAAGAACAACGGCAAGAAGCAGAGAGACUAAACCAUUUUAUGGUUCACACUGCCUUAUCCCUGGAAGUAUAUGUUUACAAGUAUAGUACAAGAACAACUAACUGGAACAUGUACAGGAGAGCAUGGUGUUGGUACAGGGAAAAUGAAGUAUCUGGAAAAGGAGCUUGGAAGUGGGGCAUUGAGGACAAUGAAAAGAAUAAAGUCGGUCUUAGAUCCCAACGAUAUCAUGAAUCCAGGGAAGCUUAUUCCUCCUCAUGUCUGCAUCUAGCUUGAAAUUCCUCCUCAUAUUCAGUCCCAAUGAUAUCAUCAUGGCAUUUGUACUUCAUCCAUGAGGAGACAUUCCAGUGUUUGCGCAUUGUCUGCCCAGUUAAGCAAUCAAGAGUCAGUCUGGGUAUGUAAUACGUUUAUUUGGUUGAAGUAAGAAAAAUAAAGACACUUGUUGAAGUUAUCAAA
Messenger RNA from Musa acuminata AAA Group (dessert banana), 1921 nucleotides. RefSeq names its product D-lactate dehydrogenase [cytochrome], mitochondrial-like. Gene Ontology annotation, biological process: lactate catabolic process. The record is from RefSeq and is a predicted model, not a curated record. The coding region runs from base 17 to 1741 and encodes 574 amino acids. Gene Ontology annotation, cellular component: mitochondrion. Lineage: Eukaryota; Viridiplantae; Streptophyta; Magnoliopsida; Zingiberales; Musaceae. Gene Ontology annotation, molecular function: D-lactate dehydrogenase (NAD+) activity; FAD binding; D-lactate dehydrogenase (cytochrome) activity. The transcript has 19 exons.